This is a messenger RNA of Cladophialophora yegresii CBS 114405, 324 nucleotides long. RefSeq lists its product as uncharacterized. NCBI's taxonomy places the organism in Eukaryota, Fungi, Ascomycota, Eurotiomycetes, Chaetothyriales, Herpotrichiellaceae. The record is from RefSeq and is a predicted model, not a curated record. The coding region runs from base 1 to 324 and encodes 107 amino acids. The transcript has a single exon.
AUGCCUCCUGGCGACUGGUCGGGGGAGACUACCGUCACUGUCACUGCCUCCAUGUCGACCACUCACACUGUCACCAAAUAUCUGACUUAUGCCAACGCCACGACGACUUCCAGUUACUCCGCCCCGACAGGCUGGAACGUGACCUCAAGCUACCCGACUGGAGCAAGCACGGUUCACAGCUCGGUCCUGACCGCUUCCGCUUCAGCAACCUCGAGCGUCUUCCCACCUAUCGCUUCAGCCACUGGCGCCGCCAGUUCGCUAGAGAUGAACCUCGUCGUCGCUGGUCUCGCCGGCGCUGCGGCAUUGUUCUGGGGCUCGUUAUAA